Messenger RNA from Paraglomus brasilianum, 801 nucleotides. Lineage: Eukaryota; Fungi; Glomeromycota; Glomeromycetes; Paraglomerales; Paraglomeraceae. The record is from the annotation of a GenBank genome assembly.
AUGUUUUUAGUAACCUCAUCAGACAGACGGCGAGGAGAGGCUAAUUUAAGAGAUGCUAAAUAUACAUUUCCUGAUGAUGUUGAAUUUGCAUACAGUGGCAAGAAGGCUCCAGAGUUUUGGGGAAGUCUUUCUGAAGAAUUUGCUCUCUGUUCAACGGGUAAAAGGCAGUCGCCAAUAGACAUUCCCAAAUACGAGUUUGCUCGUAAAUCCACUCCUCCGAUCCCAUCAUUUAAGAAUGCAAGAGGUUUAGAAAUUGCUCACAUUGGCAACACCGUCGAAAUUGGCACUGAAAGUGAAAAUGAAGUACUUCCUUUACGUAUAACGAUAAACCACAAAGAAUAUCAAAUGCAGCAAAUGCAUUUCCAUACACCUAGUGAACAUCGUGUUAACGGAAAACAUUUCGAUGCGGAGGGCCACAUGGUUUUUACCAGAAAAGACCAUUAUAACAAUACAAUAAUUGCGGUCGUUGCCAUACUUUAUGAGGUCAGCGAUUAUGACAAUGAGUUUUUAGUACCAAUAACCAAAAAACUGCCAAUGAAGAGGGGUGAAAAGAAAAAGAUCGAAAAAGUGGAAUUUGAACAACUUUUGUGUGAUCUUAAGGAUCUUAAACGGGCGUACAAUUACAUUGGAAGUCUUACGACACCUCCGUGCUCUGAAGGUGUAAAGUGGUACAUAAAUCGUAAGAUUCAACCCAUUUCUUUUCAUCAGUUUAAGGAUCUUCGUAACUCAGUCGGGUUCAAUUCACGUUUUGCUCAACUACGUUACUCUGCACAAGAGUUUGGCAGAAGAGGUGUACUGUAG